AUGUUCCUUGCCGAGAAACAGGAAGUUGAGACCAUCGAGGAAGCCAGUAGGCCGCUUUCUCCCGAAAGCAUCGGCGGAACCAAAGAUGCAUCCGCUGGACCCGAUAUUAGUGUUGAACUUGGAGGGCAGCGGCAGUUGGAGGAGGAGGAGCUGAAGGCGCUGGAGAAGAGGCUCGUGCGCAAGCUCGAUGCGCGCAUGGCGAUACUUGUUUUGAUUAAUAUCUUGAACUACGUGCGUAGGUCUCGUCAGCAUUGCUCAGCACGCCUGCAAGGGUUCGAGCAGGACCUACAUCUCGAAGGGCAGCAGUACUCCGUGGUGCUGUCGAUUUUGUUCGUUGGGUAUAUCAUUAUGCAGAUUCCAUGCAAUAUGUUCAUCGAGUGGGUUGAACGGCCGUCCGUCUUCCUGUCGUUGUGCACGGUACUAUGGGGCGUAAUCUCAGCUCUGACGGGUAAAUCCGAAUUUUACUUCUCGGACAGCUUCGCAGGCGCGCUUGCCGUGCGCUUCUUCCUCGGAUUCGUCGAGGCCGCAUUCUACCCCGGCGCGCUGUUCCUCCUCUCGCGGUGGUACACGCCCUCGGAGCUCGGCGCGCGCAUCGCCAUGCUCUGCUGCGGGAGCUUCGUCGGCAACGGAUGGGGCGCACUCCUCGCGAGCGGUAUCCUUGCGCGAAUGGGCGGGGUGCUCGGACAUGCGGCUUGGAGGUGGCUGUUUUUUCUCGAAGGGGGCAUCACAGUUCUGGUUGCGCUCUGUGCGUGCGUGCUCCUCCCCGACUUCCCACAGAACACGCGCUGGCUCUCCCAUGCCGAGCGCGCGCUCGCCAUCGAGCGCAUGGAGCGCGCAGGGGUCUCGGAUCGCAACGACUCCGAGCGCUCGGAAAAGCGCGCUCCGGCGGGCUCAGAGCAGCACCGCAGCGCACGUGCCAGUGAACGGGCCCGUGAAGUGCUACACGGCCUGCGUCUUGCACUGAGCGAUUGGACGGCGUGGUGGUUCGCAGUCGCUGCCUUCUUCCAGUUCCUCGCGCAGUCGUUCUUCAUCUUCUUCCCCACGCUAGCAGCCACGCUCGGAUUCGGGACGACGGCGACGCUGGCGCUGUGUGCGCCGCCGUGGAUGUUUGCAAGCGGGCUCGCGAUUGUGCUUGCGCUACACUCGGACAGAACGAAGCGUCGUUUCGAGUACAUCGUCUGUUCUGAGCUAGCAGGCAUCGUGGGGUUCAUCAUCGCCAUGAGCACAAUGAACACUGCCGCACGAUACAUCUCCUUGUUCCUAAUGGCACAGGUGUACGCUGGCUUUGUCGUCUUCUACACCUGGACGAGUAAUGCAUUCCCGAGCCCGCCUGCCAAGCGUGCCAUUGUGCUGGCGCUCAUGAACGGCGUCUCGCAGCUCGGGAACGUCGUAGGCCCGUACUUUUGGCCUACCUCAUGGGGACCCUCUUAUAGACAUUCGUAUGCCAUAUGCAUCUCUGCCGCAGGCGUGUCCUUGGUGAUGAUGUGGGUCCUGAGAAUGCACUUUGUCAGGGUGAAUCGAAAAAUCAGGAGGGGGGAAAUAGACGGGCCCGAACUCAUUACAUGA
Molecule: messenger RNA, 1566 nt
Organism: Coniophora puteana RWD-64-598 SS2
Lineage: Eukaryota; Fungi; Basidiomycota; Agaricomycetes; Boletales; Coniophoraceae
Product: MFS general substrate transporter
Exons: 8
Coding region: 1-1566 (521 amino acids)
Biological process (GO): transmembrane transport
Cellular component (GO): membrane
Molecular function (GO): transmembrane transporter activity
Source: RefSeq, a predicted model, not a curated record